Messenger RNA from Stereum hirsutum FP-91666 SS1, 2007 nucleotides. Its product is annotated as MFS multidrug transporter. The record is from RefSeq and is a predicted model, not a curated record. The transcript has 8 exons. Lineage: Eukaryota; Fungi; Basidiomycota; Agaricomycetes; Russulales; Stereaceae. Gene Ontology annotation, molecular function: transmembrane transporter activity. Bases 1 to 1773 code for a protein of 590 amino acids. Gene Ontology annotation, biological process: transmembrane transport.
AUGAACGAGUCAUCACAGACAACAACUCUGCAAGAGUCCAAGACUGACCCGAAGUACGAGCCUAGGGCCUCCAUCGAACACUCUGAAGAUUUCCAUCCCACCGAGGCCCCAAACCCUCACGGCCACCUCCGCCCAGACGGCAAGCGUGAGCUCACCGAGGACGACGCCUUCGACAUCCUCGGCUACUCUUGGCCGACGUGGCGCAAAUGGCAGGUUCUUUCCGUCAUCUUCGCCGUCCAGGUCUCUAUGAACUUCAACGCAUCGGUGUUCCCGAACGCCGUCCCAUUGCUCGCCGACCAUUUCGGGGUGAGUCUGCAGGCGAUGAGAGUCGCCCAGAUGAUAUUCCUCGUGGCGUAUGCUUUCGGGAGUGAGCUAUGGGCACCGUGGAGCGAGGAGCUGGGGAGGUGGCCGAUCCUGCAGUGCAGUUUGUUCUUGGUCAACAUCUGGCAGAUUCUUUGUGGUCUUGCACCCAACUACGGCGCCAUGGUUGUCGGUCGCUUCCUUGGCGGUCUUUCUAGCGCUGGUGGUAGUGUCACUCUCGGAAUGGUCGCUGACAUGUGGGACGCCGACGACCAACAAUACGCCAUUGCCUUCGUCGUUCUCUCCUCCGUCGGUGGCUCCGUCGUCGGCCCCAUCGUUGGCGGCUUUCUCCAAGCCAACCUCGACUGGCACUGGAACUUCUGGGUUCAACUUAUCUUCGGCGGUGUCGUCCAGGCCAUCCACUUUUUCCUCGUUCCAGAGACGUUGCCAAGUGCGAUCUUGGACAAGGAGGCGAAGCGCAGGAGAAAGAUCGCAAAGAAGGGCCGUGCGGGUAGUGGGAAGGUGAACGAGAUGGAUAGGGUGCUCUAUGGGCCCGGCGAAUUGAAGGAGGAGAGGUUCUCAAUGAAGGAGAUCCUGACGACCUGGGCCAGGCCGUUCGAGAUGUUCGCCCGCGAGCCUAUCGUGCUCUUCCUUUCGCUUCUGUCUGGUUUCUCCGACGGUCUCAUCUUCCUCUUCCUCGAUGCCUUCUCGCCUGUGUACGAGCAAUGGGGCUUCGGCACCGUCGAAGUCGGUCUCUCGUUCAUUCCGAUCCUUCUCGGCUACUUCAUCGCAUAUGUCACAUACAUCCCGGCGAUCAUGAAGUUCCGCAAGGAGCAGCGCAGAGACCCCCUGGGUACGCAGCCGGAGGGAAGGCUUUGGUGGCUAUUGUGGACUGCACCUCUUGAACCUAUCGGCCUGUUCGGUUUCGCGUGGACUUCGCUUGGUCCUGGCCACACACACUGGAUCGCACCAAUGAUCUUCUCUGUCCUCAUCGCAAUUGCCAACUUCACGAUCUAUAUGUCGACUAUCGACUACAUGGUGGCGUCGUACGGUGUUUACUCUGCCUCUGCGACGGGAGGCAACGCCUUGGCCAGAGAUUUCAUCGCCGGCAUUUCGGCGAUGUACGCUACGCCUCUGUACUCCAAUCUCGGCCCCCACUCCCUCGAAUGGGCCUCCACCCUCCUCGGUUUCCUCGGCAUUCUCGUCGUCAUCCCCGUCUUCGUCUUUUACUGGAAAGGCCCCCAGAUCCGAGCCGCGUCCAAGUUCGCUCAGACGCUCGCUACUGAGCGUGCUGCGCAUCGGUCGGAUCGCAAACGGCUGACGGAAGAGAACGUCGGGAUGAGGACGGUGGAGAAGCCGGGGCGUGGGAAUGUGAGGGAGGGUGUGAGGACGGGCGAGGCGGGCGAGAUGAAGGAGAAGGCGGUGGGUGAGGUUGAGAAGAUGGAAGAGGAUGUGGGCAUUAGGAGGCACUAGGUGCUUCGCUUCACCCUUCAAGGGAAAUCUCGGUCCUCAAGUCGUUGAGAGCGCUGGCUCGCGACGUUGCAAGAUUGUUGUGUCCUUGCUUCGAAUCAUUGGCCGUGUUGUUUUGCUUCUAAUUUUUGCUAGUUCCGGUCUGUUGUACUGCUCGACUGCUGUUCGCAUUCAAUACCUCACGACCCAGUCACGUCCGUCUCCUUGCUUUCGUGUCUCCAUAUGUAUAUAUAUCAC